This is a messenger RNA of Adineta steineri, 450 nucleotides long. The record is from the annotation of a GenBank genome assembly. NCBI's taxonomy places the organism in Eukaryota, Metazoa, Rotifera, Eurotatoria, Adinetida, Adinetidae.
AUGGAAAGAAUUCAAUGGUCAGAUGAUGAAAUAAAAGAGUUAUAUAUUGAUCAUGAUGAUAGUAUAAUUAUCAUUGGUGAACAUAAACAAAGAUCAUCAGAACCACUUGACUGUAAAUUAUAUUCAUGUAAUUUAAUACGUAAACAACUUGAACAUGAUCUUAAUUCUCAAAGUGUAGCAUCAGAUGAAAAAUUAAUAUUUUAUGGUUCAGAAAAAGGUUAUAAUAAAUCGAAAAUAUCAGUGUUUGAUCAUGAUUUACCAUUACAACUAAUAUUUGAAUCUGGUGUCGAAAUACGAAGUCAAUUUGUUCGUCGUAUUGGUUUAUAUGAAUUAAAUGUUAAUAAUAUGAAUCGAUUAAUAACUCAUCCAGUUAGUCAUGGUGUGAUUAUCACAGAUGGAAGAAAUAAAAAAAUUUGGGCUGUUGGACCGGAUGGUGAAAAAAAUCAAUAG